Molecule: messenger RNA, 2451 nt
Organism: Papaver somniferum (opium poppy)
Lineage: Eukaryota; Viridiplantae; Streptophyta; Magnoliopsida; Ranunculales; Papaveraceae
Product: nucleobase-ascorbate transporter 6-like
Exons: 14
Coding region: 584-2179 (531 amino acids)
Biological process (GO): transmembrane transport
Cellular component (GO): membrane
Molecular function (GO): transmembrane transporter activity
Source: RefSeq, a predicted model, not a curated record
UUCAUCACGCAUUUAGCUUCUGAUUAAUACUCCUACUACACAUAGCAUUCGAAUCCCCAAGUGUUGAGUUAAUUAAUUCUUAAUCAACAGUUAAUGAAUACUAACUUAAGUGUUAGUUUCGUUUAUUAAGCUAGCAAAAAAAAACAAAUUUCCUGAAAAGGAAAAAUGAGAAAGAUUCUGUUAUUAUUUAUAGAGAGAUUUCUUUUUCUUUACUACCACUAGUUUCUUUUCUCUCUUAUUUGGGUUACAUUCUGUUGAGUUUUACACACACUCUCUCUCUUUCUCUAGGUGUGUGUGCUACUAGUUGCGGUGAGUGUAGCUAGUAAUGUGUGUAUGAGAAGAGAUUUGUGAGUCGGUUGAUUGAGAUUCCCCAUUUUCAAUGUUUAUUCAUUUUUGUUUUCUUUUUCUCUAAUCUUUACUGGGUUUGUGAGAUACUGAGGGAUUUGGGAUUUGGGUUUGCUUGGAGAUCUGGGUUUCUUGUUGCUCUUGUUGAGCUUUUUUUUCAUUGAAAAAGUAGAAGUAGAAGUAGAAGUAGAAGAAGAAGAAGAAGAAGAAGAAGAAGAAGAGAAGAAGAAGAAGAAUCAUGGCAGGUGGUGGUGGAGCUCCAGCACCAAAACAGGACGAGUUACAACCUCAUCCAGUCAAAGAACAACUUCCGAACAUUGCUUACUGCAUCACUAGUCCUCCUCCAUGGCCUGAAGCUAUCAUACUUGGUUUCCAGCACUAUAUUGUUAUGCUUGGGACCACUGUUAUCAUUCCUACAGCUCUUGUUCCUCAAAUGGGAGGAGGAAAUGAGGAAAAGGCUAAGGUGAUCCAGACCCUAUUGUUUGUUGCUGGUUUAAACACUCUCCUUCAAGCCUUGUUUGGAACAAGGUUACCAGCAGUGAUUGGAGGAUCAUAUACGUUUGUGAUGCCUACUAUUUCAAUAAUCUUGGCUGGUCGGUACAGCGACAUUGUGGAUCCUCGGGAGAAAUUUGAGAGGAUUAUGCGUGGAAUCCAAGGUGCUCUAAUUGUUGCCUCCACUCUUCAGAUUGUCUUGGGGUUCAGUGGCCUUUGGCGCAAUGUCGCAAGGUUCUUAAGUCCACUCUCAGCUGUUCCUUUGGUAGCUUUAGCUGGAUUUGGGCUCUACGAGCUUGGUUUCCCUGGUGUCGCCAAAUGUGUGGAGAUUGGACUUCCUCAACUCAUCUUAUUAGUAGUUUUCUCACAGUAUCUACCCCAUAUCAUUCACUCAGACAGGCACAUCUUCGACCGAUUCGCUGUUAUAUUUUCGGUGACAAUAAUAUGGGUUUAUGCUCACCUUCUUACUGUCGGUGGAGCCUAUAAGCAUGCAGCUCCAAAGACACAGUUGAGUUGUCGUACUGAUAAAGCUGGACUUGUGGGUGCUGCUCCCUGGAUACGGAUCCCCUAUCCAUUUCAAUUUGGUGCACCCACAUUUAAUGCAGGCGAGGCCUUUGCGAUGAUGGCUGCUUCAUUUGUUGCUCUCGUAGAGUCCACUGGAACCUACAUCGCUGUCUCCAGGUUUUCGAGCGCAACUCCUUUGCCACCUUCUGUUCUCAGCCGAGGUGUUGGUUGGCAGGGAGUUGGCAUUUUAUUUUCUGGAUUGUUUGGUACCUUGACGGGGUCAACUGUAUCUGUUGAGAAUGCUGGUUUGUUAGCUUUGACACGUGUUGGUAGCCGAAGGGUCGUGCAAAUAUCAGCUGGUUUCAUGAUAUUUUUUUCGAUCCUUGGAAAAUUUGGAGCUAUCUUUGCUUCUAUUCCAGCACCAAUUAUUGCUGGCCUGUAUUGCUUGUUCUUUGCUUACGUGGGUUCAUCUGGUCUCAGUUUCCUUCAAUUUUGUAACCUCAACAGCUUCAGAACCAAGUUCAUAUUAGGUUUCUCAUUCUUCAUGGGUUUAUCAGUGCCACAGUACUUCAAUGAGUACACUGUAAUCAAUGGUUAUGGUCCUGUCCAUACUAGAUCGAGAUGGUUCAACGAUAUGAUCAAUGUGCUUUUUUCAUCGGAGGCAUUCGUCGCGGGUUUCUUAGCACUGCUUAUGGAUUCAACAUUGCAUAGCAAAGAAAGUAAGAAAGACAGGGGAAUGCACUGGUGGAAGAAAUUCAGGUCUUUCAGGUCUGACACAAGAAGCGAAGAGUUCUAUUCUCUUCCUUUCAAUCUCAACAAGUUCUUCCCUUCAGUCUAAUUUGCUUCAUCUUCCAUCCAAAGUCGGUGCGAUCAAGUUUUACUUUCCCUUAGGAAUGGGAAUAUUUUUGAGGGUGCAACACAUGCUCUAAUAGAAUGAGGCUUUUUUGAGAGGGCAAUACAUGCUAAUAUGCUUUAGUGUUCCUCAUGCUACUAUUGUAUAAAAAUUUAAGUUUCCAUACGCUUUUGUGAACCCAAGCUGGAGCUGCAGGACUGAUCCCCACUGGGCUUACACAUUUUUUAAUAGUAAUAUAUAUAUAUAGUUCCGGGCAA